This is a messenger RNA of Peronospora matthiolae, 675 nucleotides long. Lineage: Eukaryota; Oomycota; Peronosporomycetes; Peronosporales; Peronosporaceae. The record is from the annotation of a GenBank genome assembly.
AUGGCAGCACCGGCCGACUUCCCGGCUGAGUUUCUGUCGCUCGAAGCGGAUUUCGUCGACUGCAAAAUUGCUAUCAACAACAGCAUCGGUGACGUGUUACGUGGCAGAGCCACUACAGUGAGCAAUGCUUCGCCGAUUGUGCAAGCGCGAGUGGUCGAAGCUCAGCGCUAUAUCAAACUCAUGACGGUUGAAGUGCGGGGUCGACCACUGCAAUUGAAAAGAGCGAUGCAAACGAAGAUCAAUUUGUACCGAGAAGAGCUGCAAGGGCUGAUUCGAGACGUGGAGCGAGCACAGCUCAUGGCUCAGAAAGACAAAGUUGCUUCGAGUAGCGCAGGAAAUCACAUGUCGCAGUACGAGCGCCUGGUCAAGAAUAAUGAUCGACUUACCAUGUCGACUAAGAAACUAGAAGAGACGCAUCGGAUCGUUGCUGAGACGGAAGAGGUCGGGAUUAGUGUACUAGACACAAUGGCACAGCAGCGGGAGACUCUUCUUGGAACUCACGAAAAAGUCCGUGAGACGGGGGCAAUGACAACCGAAGCACGACGGGUUCUGCAGCGUAUGACGCGCCGGAUCAUCACCAACACUAUCGUGCUGUACACAACCAUUUUCGCGCUCAUCGUUACCAUCUGCUACGUGCUGUAUGCUGAUUUCAUCCGUGUCACGCGGUUGUUCUAA